AUGCACAGCCGCUGUUUCUGCCCCAGCACUUUCUAUGGCUCCCGCUGCGAGUUUGCCGUGGAACAGAUGGAUCUGGACACAGUGGACGCUGAUGUGCGCAUGGAGGUGUCUGUCGACCAGGAGUUCUCCCCGGACCUCAGCAACAACACUUCUAAGGCCUACAGGGAUUUCAGGAACACCUUCCAGGAUCAGAUGCAGAAGGUUUAUCAAAACAUGCAGGGGUUCAAGGAUGUGGAGAUCCUGUCCCUGAGGAAUGGCAGCAUUGUGGUGGACUAUCUGGUCUUGCUCGAGUUACCCUUCAGCCCCCAGCUGGAGAGUGAGUAUGAGAAGGUGAAGGUGGCCUUGAAGGAGGAGCUCUGGAAGGUCAGCCAGGAUGGAAGCGGUUGCCAGAAUGACCAGGUCCUGUGUUUUAAGCCUGACUCCAUCAAGGUGGACAACAAUACCAGGACGGAGCUGUCUCCGGAAGCCGUCUGUCGCCGGGCCGCUGCCGAGGGCUAUGAGGACUUCUACUUCCCCUUGCUGGAGGAGAACCGGCUCCGCUGUGUCACCAAAUGCACGACGGGCGUAGACGACGCCAUCGACUGCCAUCAGGGCCGCUGCUUUCUGGAGAGGAGCGGCCCCACUUGCCGGUCCUGGGACAACAGGAAGUGGUUCGAGACCUGGGAUGAGAGCACCGUGGGGACUUUUUCCAACUUGGGUUUUGAGGAUGACAGAACAGUUAAAGAUGGAAACCUCCACGUGGCCUUGGAGAAGGUGCACAUCCACAGACCUGAGAUGGCCUCUUCCUCACUGUGAGCCCCUGACAGUGGGAGGAACCGUCUGCGCUGCCUUUGAAGAGAUGGCCAUGGACUUGUGUGGCUCAGUCUCCUGGUUUCCUUGGGCAAAAAUCCAACUUCCCUCUGACCCCCUGUCUUCUCCCAGCUUGAGUGAAACCCACCUGGAGCCUAGUUCAAAUCCAGGUUCUUCCACUGUGGAAACCUUGGGCAAGUCAGUAACGCCCCCACACCUCAGUUUUGUCACCUGUAAAAUGGGUGUGUCACCCUUGUCCUGACGUCUCGUGUAGCUAUUAUGAAAACCAGAUGUGCUGGGUCAGACCUCUGUCCCAGUGCAACUUCCUGUGUCAGCCCUCGUGCUGAUACACGGCUUCUCUCCCAGUGCCCACGGCCUUCCCUGGGGCUUAGGCCUCAAGCUCUUAUAUUCCUGUUACAUCCUUACUGCCUCUUUGUCACCCUGAAGCUGUAACCAGCCUGUAGCCCGUCCCAUUCUCCUACCCUUUCCUUAUGUAACCCCCUGCCGCACCCCUUCCCCCACCCCUUAAACUCCUCUGAACCCACCCACCACAUGCGGAAGUUUUCCAGCUGGGGAUCAAACCCGCACCAAAGCUAACACUAGAUCCCCAACCCACUGAGCCACAGGCGAACUCCCUGAACCCACUUCUUUAGUCACUCCUCCCCCACCCCCAGCACCCAGCCCUAUCUCCCCGUCUCAGUACUCUCCCUUCCCCCAUCCUUGUACCCGUAGCCCUAACUCCCCCCAUCUCAGUGCCCCAGUCCUAAAUCCUCCCUUCUCUCCUGCCCCCCAUCCCUAGCUAGGUACAGGUGGCUCCGCAUCUUAGGACUCUCAGCUGGUGCUCCCUAGGCCAGGUCCCCCAUUCCAAGGCUCCAUCCCUUCCUGUGACCCCCCAAAGGCCCUGGAUCCCAGUGGGUGGGGGGUGGGAGGUAGAUUUCCCCCGUCCCUGAGAAUGAGGGGAAGUGGGACCCUGAGGUGGGAAAGCUCCCUCACCCCUCCUACUCAUCCCUCAAGGCUCCCUCCCUCCCUUCCUGCUCCUCCCCCUCCCCCCCCACCUCUCCUCCCCCUUCCUCUCCCUGGUCUGGCCCCCAUCCCUGCAAUAAUCCCUGAAGCCAGAAGCCCCCAGGGGGGCCUCAUUUGGGCACAGGAAGUCUGUGAGUCCCUAGUUCUCCCAAGUGAACAUAAUAGAGCAUUCAUUGUA
Phacochoerus africanus (Common warthog) is the source of this 1990-nucleotide messenger RNA. RefSeq names its product mucin 3A, cell surface associated (gene MUC3A). The transcript has 9 exons. Bases 1 to 795 code for a protein of 264 amino acids. Lineage: Eukaryota; Metazoa; Chordata; Mammalia; Artiodactyla; Suidae. The record is from RefSeq and is a predicted model, not a curated record.